This is a messenger RNA of Trichoderma gamsii, 735 nucleotides long. RefSeq lists its product as hypothetical. NCBI's taxonomy places the organism in Eukaryota, Fungi, Ascomycota, Sordariomycetes, Hypocreales, Hypocreaceae. Gene Ontology annotation, biological process: endoplasmic reticulum unfolded protein response. Bases 1 to 735 code for a protein of 244 amino acids. The record is from RefSeq and is a predicted model, not a curated record. The transcript is spliced from 2 exons. Gene Ontology annotation, cellular component: endoplasmic reticulum membrane; Hrd1p ubiquitin ligase ERAD-L complex. Gene Ontology annotation, molecular function: misfolded protein binding; ubiquitin-specific protease binding.
AUGGAUCAAGUAAUGGGCGGCGAUCGCCUUCCGCUGGAAACAUGGUUCUGGGAGAUGCCGACAUGCACGCGAUGGUGGACGGCCGCCACUGUCUUGACCAGCGCCCUCGUCCAGUGCCAUAUGGUGACGCCAUUCCAACUCUUCUACAGUUUCCGAGCCGUCUUCAUUAAGUCUCAGUACUGGCGCCUGUUGACGACGUUUCUCUACUUCGGCCCGUUUUCGCUUGACCUGCUCUUUCACAUAUACUUCCUCCAGCGAUAUGCGCGGCUGCUGGAAGAGUCGUCGGGACGGUCGGCUGCGUAUUUCUCCUGGCUUCUCCUCUAUGCCAUGGCGAGUCUGAUUGCUCUAUCGCCGCUUGUUUCCAUGCCAUUUCUCGGGCACCCGCUCUCGUCUACCCUCGUCUAUAUUUGGUCCCGGCGCAACCCCGACACCAGGCUAAGCUUCCUGGGGCUGCUUGUUUUUACCGCUCCGUAUCUGCCGUGGGUGUUGAUGGCCUUUAGCCUGUUUAUGCACGGAACCGUACCGAGAGACGAGAUUAUGGGAGUUGUCAUUGGUCAUGUUUGGUACUUCUUCAAUGAUGUAUACCCGCCGCUGCACAACGGCUCCAGGCCGUUUGAUCCCCCAAGCUGGUGGAGGCGGUUGUUUGAGGGUCGCCCAACAGACGACACCCCCACGGAUAUCAAUGAUAUUAUGGGCGCAGCAGGGAGAGACGUCGCUGCCGUCAAUGUGCGAUGA